This is a messenger RNA of Rubroshorea leprosula, 1417 nucleotides long. Lineage: Eukaryota; Viridiplantae; Streptophyta; Magnoliopsida; Malvales; Dipterocarpaceae. The record is from the annotation of a GenBank genome assembly.
AUGAGCAAAAAUUUUACUUUUUCUGUUUGUAGUCUUCUAGACGUGAUAAAGUUGAGAACUUUGACCUUAAAAGGAGCUUUUGGUUCUCUCUAGAGAGGUAGGGAAAUGUGGAAACAGAUAGGACUGAGAAUGAGGGUUUGGAGUUUUCUGGUUUCUGGGGUUUUAGUUUCAUGGGUUUUGAGCGUGAGUGGCAGUGGUGGUUCUCUGCCACCGUGUGAAUUCCCGGCAAUUUACAACUUCGGUGACUCGAAUUCAGAUACCGGCGGCAUUUCAGCUGCAUUUGUUCCAAUGCCACCACCAUAUGGUGUCCCCUACUUCCAUAAGCCAGCGGGUAGGGAUUGUGAUGGCCGUCUCAUCAUCGACUUCAUAGCUGAACGCUUGAAAUUGCCAUACUUGCAUGCUUACCUUAAUUCCCUGGGUGCAAAUUUCCGGCACGGUGCCAAUUUUGCCACCGGGGGAUCAACCAUUAGGAGGCAGAAUGAGACCAUUUAUGAGUAUGGGAUAAGCCCUUUUGCUCUGGAUAUGCAGAUUGUGCAAUUUGACCAGUUCAAAACAAGGGCCAGUGAACUCUAUAAAGAAGCUAGGGAUGCAUCUGAUAAAGAAAAACUCCCAAGACCUGAGGACUUUGCAAAGGCAAUUUAUACCUUUGACAUAGGCCAAAAUGAUCUUUCUGUUGGUUUCAGGAAGAUGAGUUUUGAUCAACUCCGAGCCACAAUGCCAGAUAUCAUCAACCAGUUAGCUUCUGCAGUUCAGCAUCUAUAUCAAAAGGGAGGGAGAACAUUCUGGAUACAUAACACAGGCCCGAUUGGAUGCAUGCCAGUGAAUUCAUUCUACCUGAGUAAUCCUGCACCGGGAUAUCUUGACCCCUAUGGUUGUGUCAAGGGUCAAAACGAUAUGGCUAUGGAGUUCAACAGGCAGCUUAAGGACAGAGUGAUCAAACUUAGGACAGAGCUCCCAGAAGCUUCAAUUACGUAUGUGGAUGUAUAUGCUGCUAAGUAUGGAUUGAUCAGCAACGCGAAGCAACUAGGGUAUGCUGAUCCACUGAAGGUCUGCUGUGGGUAUCAUGUCAAAUUUGACCAUAUCUGGUGCGGGAACAAGGGAAGCGUCAAUGGGUCUGAUGUGUUUGGUGGUUCUUGUAAAGACCCUUCUGUGUCUAUAAGCUGGGAUGGAGUUCAUUAUUCACAGGCUGCAAAUCAAUGGGUUGCUGAUCAUACACUCAAUGGCUCAUUAACAGACCCACCAAUUCCGAUCUUGCAAGCUUGUCAUAAGCAGUAAGAUCGUCUCUUGAGUAAUUUAAGUAGUUUUCCAUACUGAGGUUCAGUGUGAAAAUAUUCAGUAUGUAGUACAAGAGAAUAAGCAUAAGACUUAUGAUUGUGAUUGAGCUUGGGGUCAUGGUGAAAAAAAGACCUUGAGAAUU